This is a messenger RNA of Condylostylus longicornis, 339 nucleotides long. Its product is annotated as basic proline-rich protein-like. The transcript is spliced from 2 exons. NCBI's taxonomy places the organism in Eukaryota, Metazoa, Arthropoda, Insecta, Diptera, Dolichopodidae. The coding region runs from base 1 to 339 and encodes 112 amino acids. The record is from RefSeq and is a predicted model, not a curated record.
AUGAAGUUUUUUAUUUUUGGGGUAUUAGUAGUCUGUUUCUUAGCAAAUAAUUUAGCCGAUGCUAGAGCAAUUUCACAUCGCUUAAAAAAGAGAAAUGCUGAUCCAGAACCGCAACGUCUUCCACCACCACCUGGCGGAGCACGUCCACCUCCACCACCUCCUGGAGGAGCACGUCCACCUCCACCACCACCUGGAGGGGCACGUCCACCUCCACCACCACGAGCGGGAGCAGCGCCACCACCACCACCGCCACCAGCAGGAAUAGCACCUCCACCACCGCCACAAGCAGGAGUAGCACCUCCACCACCCCCACCACCAGUAGCAUCGCGCCGCGCUUGA